This is a messenger RNA of Pyricularia grisea, 3398 nucleotides long. RefSeq lists its product as uncharacterized. The transcript is spliced from 4 exons. Gene Ontology annotation, biological process: regulation of transcription by RNA polymerase II. Lineage: Eukaryota; Fungi; Ascomycota; Sordariomycetes; Magnaporthales; Pyriculariaceae. The coding region runs from base 186 to 3398 and encodes 1070 amino acids. Gene Ontology annotation, cellular component: mediator complex. Gene Ontology annotation, molecular function: transcription coregulator activity. The record is from RefSeq and is a predicted model, not a curated record.
CGAACUAGAACUAUCUAGACCAAACCCAGUGUGCACAACUUCCAAUUUGCUCGACCAUCCAAUACAAAAACAAGUUGUUUAAAAGUAGAUUACCCCACUACUAAACACCUUACCAAUAUCGAAAACCCCAGAACAUAAACAAAAUCUCGCGACCGAUGCGCCGUGGCCGCCCGUAAGGAGGCGAGAUGGCGGAAUCGCAGGGUGUUGGAGAGGAGCCCCGAGCCGGCGAGGGGGCCGAGUCUUUACGGAACUGGCAAAACUUCAUAGAAAGGUGCCUGACAACGCGCCUCGACAACGAGAGCUUUGAGAGAUUCGUUCCGAUACACCAUGCCAAGUACCCGUUACCGCCUCGGGCCCUCGCCGAGCUCUUCCUGCGACCGCAGAAAAACAACCAUGAUGUUCUCGAUCCCCGAAUCCCACAAUAUAUGCAAAUCCUCCUGGCACACCACUACAUCGAUGCGCUGUCAAUCCUGCUGGCCAUGUAUAAAUACUCGACUUCUCAUAAGCAGAUCCACGACGUCACUGGAGCGGACGAAAACGACGAAGCAGGCGGUGGGGUCGGCGAACAACAGACGCAACAGCCCCUGAGAUGGGGCAACUCUUACGCCACCGAGGAGCACAUAUUCUACCGCCUCACGCGGUCCGUGUCGCACGGCACCGGCAUCCACGACUCGUGGGACGCGCUGCGCAUCGCGAGGAUCAUGGCCAAGUGGAUGGAGCUCUUCACGGCGACGGCGGGCGCCUUCGCGGCCGACAUGGUUAACCAGCAGAUGCAGACGACCGAGGAGCGUGACCGCGUCGAGAGGGAACGCAGGAAGCAGUUGCCCCGCGUCGACGAGAUGGAGUCGGCCCGCGCCGGCUUCGUCAUGCUGCUGCUGGGGGUGUGCGAGAGCAAGCCCGUCCUCAGCGCGCUCGGAAAGCCGUACGCAAAGACAGCUCGCAAAGAGCUGUCGGAUGCACUAGGCAACUUUGUCCCGACGAUUAUGCAGAGCGCCGAGCAGAUCUCGCAGCGGCUUGUGCAUUUCCGGACUGAAACUUUGGCUGCGUUCGAGCCUGUUGAUAAGGCCAAGGCGGCGGCUAACGCUGACAUGGACGAUUUUCUCGACUCGACUAUGGGUCUUGACAGCUUGGUCGUUCCUGAGAUACCAAUCAGCAACACGCGAGCCGGCCUGUAUAUUUAUCUGAACUCGCUUCUGGUUGGCCGUCCACGAAUGGAUGAUGCGGCAAUAUUUAACUACUUACAUAACCGAUAUCAGGGUGACCUGCAACAAACUGCAGUAGACCUUAUACUGGUAUCUUUUGACGUCGUCGCAAAUGCAGCUUCGGUCAGGCAAUCUCCCAAGGCUGCUCACGUUUUGCGAUCAUACCUUACAAACAAAGUCCCUCUUCUUCUUGCCUCUUUGGCUGCCUCGGGAUCCGGACUUUACCCCUUUAAUGCGGCGGCUUGUGUAGAGCAUGCCACGCGUCAAGUCAGCUCGGCUACUUUUCCAAACAUGUCUGACUACAUCUCGAGCCGCAGCGGCAAUACGCUUACGGAGGGCACUCGCGAGGACUUUUUGUUUGCCUGCUGCCUCCAUGGGCUCAUCCCUGAGACUCAGAUCGAGCCGAUUCUCAACGAGACGUGCUACAACUCGCUGCCGACCGAGGGCCGUCUGGUAAAAGAAUCCCUGGUGCAGGAGUGUCUUGCUGACCCCGAGAGAGCAGUGCAGCUUGUGAAGGACAUUGAAAAGUGCAAUGGAAACGUGGGUGCUAUCUGUGUAGCACUAACUGAGGUUCUUGGACAAUUAUGUACAAUGAGGGAAACAAUGACUCUCAAGACGCUAUGUGGCCAGCUGGCGCGUGACCCAGUAUACCUAGAUGUGAUGCUUCUAUUCAACAAGCUAUCGGCAAUCAUCUAUCCACUUUGCGACCUAUUAGACAAUUGGAAGCAUGACGAAGAUCAGGGUGAAGCGCAGCCCUUUUAUGAAGAAUUCGGAUCAAUGUUGCUCCUGCUUCUUGCGCUGGUCAACCGCUACAACCUUACUGCCGCGGACCUGGGGGCUCGAUCGCCUGAUUCGUUCGUCGCGAAGCUCAUUGGCAAGGGCCGACUCUUUCGACCACUCGAUGAACUUUCCCCAGAGGAGAAUGGGCAUCUUGACAAAUGGAUCCACGGUCUGUUUGACAGUGAUGCUGGUGGCCUUGGUGAUGAGCUCAUGUCAUCUUGUCCACCGCAGGAGUUCUACCUUCUGAUCCCAACGCUGUUUUACAACAUAGUGCUUGCGGUCAGCACGGGGUCGCUUUCUGAGGAUAGUCUCAGAUGCGGUGUUGAAUAUCUUGUCGAUACAUUCCUCCUCCCCUCUCUUGUGCCGGCGGUGACGUACUUGUCAAAUCACUUGUGGCUUGAUAAUCACCCGCCCGAACAAAAAGCAAUCAUUAAAAUACUUCAGCUCAUCCUUCAACCCAGCUCAAUAUCAUCUGAAGCAUCCACGGUGCUUUCGUCGGUUUUGAGCAUAGUAGCAAAGCCGCUUGAUCAAGCGCUGCGUGCCUACCAACGCCGGGAUCCUCGCAACCAGGAGAUUGAGCCGCUGCUGCGCAUCCUUAAAGAGCACGUACCGCUCUCUCGUCGCACUGGUGCUGCUGAGAACAGCGAACUGGAGGCAUGGACUAGCACUCCAAACGGCGGUCUCUCCCAGGCUGUUCGCAACACCAUAAAAGGCUUCAUAGCAUGGGGUCUGCAGCCAGCAGGGACGGAAUCUACGCCUACCGCCUACACCCACCGUCAGCUUUUGGCCGCCACUCGCAUCUUGGGGGCAAAACAAACGGUUCGCCUCAUUCUAGACGAAUUGAAGGAGCAGGUCCAGGCCGGCAACCAGAGCGUCGCGUACGACGUCUGCUGUGCUAUAAUCUGCGCCCCCAACGUGGCAACCGAUGACAUCGACCCGUCAUCGCAGGUGAACCUGCUCGACGCCACCGCGCAGGCACACGGCCCGCAGCAGCGUCCCAUGUCGCUGCGACAGGCGCUCAGAGCCGCCGCCGAGGACUGGAAGAGGAUCCACAAGGACGACCCGGUCGCUUUUGAGAUUGUCGUCCGCCUGCACCGCCGCGUCGAGGCCCAGCUGGCUGUUUCCGUGUCGGCGGCGGCGGCAGCAGCGGCGGAGGCGGUACUCCAAGGUGAUGGUGGAAAUAUGCUAGACGAUGCAAUGGCGGCGGCGGGCGUCGUGGAUGGAGAUGCGGCCGCGGCCAUGGCCCUCGAUGCGGCCACUGUGGGCUUGGACAUGGGCGGCGGCGGUGGUGGUGCGGGUGACCUUGGGCUGGGUGGCUCAACGGCGAACUCGGUCGGGGGCCUGGACCUCAACGACCAAGACGUGUUUGGGGGGCUGGGGCCGCUGAACGGAUGGGACGAUAUGGACCUGGCCUAG